Aphanomyces invadans is the source of this 790-nucleotide messenger RNA. RefSeq lists its product as hypothetical. The transcript has a single exon. The record is from RefSeq and is a predicted model, not a curated record. Bases 173 to 688 code for a protein of 171 amino acids. NCBI's taxonomy places the organism in Eukaryota, Oomycota, Saprolegniomycetes, Saprolegniales, Verrucalvaceae.
CGCGCUGCUGGUUGCCUUCUUGGCACGACUGCGCACGUAGAGCGCAGAGUAGCUGUGUGGUCAGAACAAGGCGCACCCGACCGUGAGCUCACGCGCCAGAUCCAGUGCGACAAGAAGUGCCCCUUCGCACGCUUGUGGCCAUUCACGAAUCCUCAGUCGUUUGGCCUUGUCGAUGUCUGCUGCCAGCUCCACAGGUCCACCGUCUGUGGAGCAUCAAGUGGAAAGCCUGCGUGCUCAAGUGGCUCAACUCAUGCAGGAGAAGCUCGAGAUGCAGACACGGUACCAGCGGCGCAUCGACUUUCUCGAGCGACAAGUCGAAUCUGCUCGCGCGACACGGUCGUACUACAACCGCCGACGAUCGAGCUCCAUCAGCAGCUCCGAAGGCGGCUCCAUCGACUGGACGUACCAUCCGUCCAUGUCGAGUCGACAAACGUGCUCGAUGGUGGCGGAACAGGACACAAGGGCACCCGCCGCGGCGGGUCCACUGAAACGCAACUGGAAGGAAAUGCUGCGGCAUCUCCUCGGAAACAAAAGGUCUCGCGAUUCCACGUCGACCAACAGCGCGACCCACCAGUCAUCCCUCUGGGAGGCAAAAGCCACGACGGGAGGCAAGAUCGUGUUUGUCAACUCUGAGUCAAAGCCAAAGAAGAAGCGCCGAGGCGUGUCUGGCGAGUCGUCGUGGGUCUAGUUUGCAUGGGGUGUUGUAGCAGUUGGUUGUCGCGAGUUAACAGUGGUGUGGAACCAGUCGUUUGUUGCUGUGUCCAUCAAAACUAUAAACUUUGAUCUCGUU